Mitosporidium daphniae is the source of this 2391-nucleotide messenger RNA. RefSeq lists its product as uncharacterized. The coding region runs from base 1 to 2391 and encodes 796 amino acids. Gene Ontology annotation, molecular function: RNA polymerase II transcription regulatory region sequence-specific DNA binding. Gene Ontology annotation, cellular component: nucleus; chromatin; transcription regulator complex. Gene Ontology annotation, biological process: negative regulation of G1/S transition of mitotic cell cycle; cell differentiation; regulation of transcription by RNA polymerase II. The transcript has 3 exons. Lineage: Eukaryota; Fungi; Microsporidia. The record is from RefSeq and is a predicted model, not a curated record.
AUGGAUCUUGCUUGCCCCACUAGACCCGAGGCGGAGGAAAAGUUGGUUUCCGUGUUGUGUCUGCUGAAUGCAUUUGAUUUUUUGGCACGCUGUGACGCCGAGAUUGUUGAGCUUUUCAUGCUGAUUUCGCACGACAUUUUCAGCGUUUCCAAUGUGUUUGACGAGUAUUUUAUAGCUUCCUCGUUUUGGCUGACCCUUAUUAAUUUACGCAAAGUGGGCCCUGAUGAGGCGUUUACGCCUUACAUGCUUAUGGAUAAGGUUUUUGACCGCUUGGCCAUAAAUCCAACCCGCUUGUACAAUGCUCUUUUGCUGGUCAAGUCAUCCAGCUGUCUGGUUGACGAUGCCGAGGCGCUUGAUGGCCUUAUAUGCAGUGUUGCAUCUAGUGUCGAAAUUGCGCAGUGUUUCUUUUUUGUAAGCACCAUUGUUAACAGGCUUUCCAUCUCACGCGUGCCGUCCGAUUCUCAGAUGUUUCUUCUGAUAAGAUUGUGUAUUUUUCUCAACAAAAGCUUGGAUAUCAACGUUAGUGAAAUCUAUGUGCUCAAUGGGUCCAUUUCUUUUUGUUGGCGGUAUAUUUUGCUUUCUUUCGUGGUACUGCAGGAAAUCACGUGUAUCGGCGAGUUGGACAUGAUAAAGUGCUUCACGAUGCUAUAUGGGAUCUCAAAGCCAACAUUUUCGCUCGAUUUUUUUCUUCUCAACUGCUCAAGAUUCAGCGUCUCUUGCGAGCCUUUCAUUGAGCGCUUUUUCAAAAUGCAAGGAAAUGUCCUUGAUUUUUUGACCUUUGAUUUGACCUAUUUUAUUGAGAAUUCAUAUGUGGUAGAUAUUGAGCCAAUACCGUGGAAUGACUUGCAAAUCGAUCUCAAUGUUUCAUUGUUGUGUUCCCUGGUGGAGUCCUCCUCGUAUUGUGCAAGGAUCCUGUGUGUUGUGUGGAAGGGCUUUUUUGAUUUGUAUCCCUCGCAUACUUUGACAUUUAUGUCGCCCGAGUUUGUGUGCUGCAUUAACGCCAUAUCGAUGAUCAUUUCAAAUGUCGACAGCUAUUAUGGCGAGCUUUUAAAUGAAGUGUUGACCGCUCGGCUCGCUCUUCAUUCGGAGCUCAACUGCUCGCUAUCCAAAAUAGCUCUUUUAAUUGGCCCCACCAUCAGAAUUCUAUCUUCGCACUCGACAGACAUGUGUACUAGCAACAACAAGCUUGUGCAAUAUUUCAACCUGCUGAUGGAUAAAUGGAUUUGGAGCUCCAUAGACCACAUGGUUAGCAGAUCCAAAUUUUACUUGAAAGUAAUUGUACACAGACUCAAAUCGACCCUAUCGUUUUUCAUCAAAGGCCAUGAGCUUCAACUUUCCAUUCCGGCUAGAAGAAUUAUAUGGCAACUGGUGUUGUUCUCAAUAACAAAGGCAAGGCCAAGGCUUUUAAGGGAUGGUAUCAGCAUUGAUAUUGUGAUUAUGAGUGCCAUGUACACUGUUUGCAGAUUGUCGCUGGUGUAUCCACAUCUUUCUUCAGGGUCCCUCUCCAAUGUAGACGAACACCUGCUAUCGUUUCGAUACAUCUUAUCAAUUUACUUGCAGGAUCCCUCAAAGACGGAAUCCUCAUUUAGACGGAUCCCAAUUGAGCAGGCAUCAUCAGCAGAAAGCGAGUCUGAUCACGACCCAGAUGCCGAUUCUUUUGAGGAGGCUGAUAUUAUUACCUACUAUAACGACAUAUUCCUUCCUGCCAUAAAGCCCCUUCUUUGUGACAUUGAAGAGGGGAGAGAAGACGUUUUCCCGGAAUUUUUGUCCAUCAUGAAUGACAUGCCGGCGCUAUGGACAAUUUCCGGGGCCAUGCUUUUCUUUGCCACCGUGUUAUUUGGUGUCAAUUUGUGCUUUUCUAAGCGCCCCCAGUGUGCCGACUUGAAGUAUGCGGUCUUACUGGCGUUUUCGGCAUACAUUCUUGGCCCCAGCUUGAAUGUAUUUGAAUAUGUACCGUGGGCAAUUUUUUCGCUUCAAUUUUGUAAGGUAUCUUUCGCCCUAAUGGAGUGCUAUUUUGUUUACUUUUCCGAUAUGCCUUUUCGAAAUACAAUGACCAUCGAUCAUUUCAGGCUACUCCCGUCGAUUGCAUAUGUUUUUGGGUCAUGGGUGGGAUCGCUUCCUCUGGUGCUGGAUUGGAAUAGCAACUGGCAGCUAGCUCAGAGCAGGUUUUUGACACCUACACGCGGCAAAGAUGAGCGGGAAAUGGCGUACCUUCAAAAGAUUGAUGAUAAACCCGCGAACGUAGUUUAUGAGCGUACACCCGAUGAUGAAAAAGCCGAAAUAGUGAACCCAAAACUGGAUAUCAACUGGCAGCCCAAAAUAGCUUAUUACGCGUGGAAGAAACGAUGGAUGCAAAGUGGUCUUGUUGGAGGCGUAGUUUUUCAGAAAUAG